CGUGCGCUCUAACAUCUCUCUCUCCCCACCCGGGUUUGACCUACAGCCGCCCGGGAGAAGAUGUCCGGUCCAGGAGCUUCCGGGCUGUACCGGCAGGUGCGAUGCUUCAGUACAUCUGUGGUCAGGCCAUUUGCCAAGCUUGUGAGGCCACCUGUGCAGGUUUAUGGCAUUGAAGGUCGCUAUGCCACAGCUCUCUAUUCCGCUGCAUCUAAGCAGAAUAAACUGGAUCAAGUGGAAAAGGAGUUGCUCCGAGUAGCACAACUCCUGAAGGACCCCAAGGUGGCCACGUCUGUUCUGAAUCCCUAUAUUAAGCGUUCCAUUAAAGUGAAAAGCCUGAAUGACAUCACUGCGAAAGAGAGAUUUUCCCCCCUUACAUCCAACCUGAUGAAUUUGCUUGCUGAAAACGGUCGCCUGGAAAAUGCCCGGGGAGUCAUUUCUGCCUUCUCUACCAUCAUGAGCGUCCACCGCGGAGAGGUGCCCUGCACAGUGACCACUGCAUCUCCUUUAGAUCAAGCUGCUCUCUCUGAAUUAACAGCAGUCCUGAAGAGCUUCCUAGGUCGGGGCCAAGUAUUGAAACUAGAGGUUAAGACUGAUCCCUCAAUCAUGGGUGGAAUGAUUGUCCGCAUUGGGGAGAAAUAUGUCGAUAUGUCUGCAAAAAGCAAGAUUCAGAAGCUGAGCAGGGCAAUGCGGGAGACGAUCUGAAAAGUGCUGACUUCCUGUCAUCAGUGUAAACCCUUAAACUUGGAGCUACAGUAAAGUGCUUCCUGAACA
Molecule: messenger RNA, 771 nt
Organism: Fukomys damarensis (Damara mole-rat)
Lineage: Eukaryota; Metazoa; Chordata; Mammalia; Rodentia; Bathyergidae
Gene: Atp5po
Product: ATP synthase peripheral stalk subunit OSCP
Exons: 7
Coding region: 61-702 (213 amino acids)
Biological process (GO): proton motive force-driven mitochondrial ATP synthesis
Cellular component (GO): membrane
Molecular function (GO): proton-transporting ATP synthase activity, rotational mechanism
Source: RefSeq, a predicted model, not a curated record